This is a messenger RNA of Amorphotheca resinae ATCC 22711, 195 nucleotides long. RefSeq lists its product as hypothetical. The transcript is spliced from 2 exons. The record is from RefSeq and is a predicted model, not a curated record. Lineage: Eukaryota; Fungi; Ascomycota; Leotiomycetes; Helotiales; Amorphothecaceae. The coding region runs from base 1 to 195 and encodes 64 amino acids.
AUGGCCGACAACCCGUCUAAGUCGAAGGAACAGCAGGAUCGGAAGGCUAAGGGCGAAGUUACUAAUAAUAUCAUUGAUAACCCCGAGAUGGCCGCCCUUGUACAGGAGACGGGCAGGUCGUCCCAGCGAAAGAGAAAGGAGAAUAAGGAGGCAAAGGAGAAAAGAGAGAAAGAGAGCGGAAGCUCGGUCCCUUAA